UUUAAACCCUAAUAAAUAUGAUUUUAAAGAAAAAAAAAUAUGCAUAUCGGUAAUUUUUUUUACAUUGUGCAAAAAAUUAAAAAAUUCACGGUUCCGGUUACUAUAACCGUUGUGUUACCCACAACCGCAACAACAACUGCAACCACAACCGCAACCAUUACGGCCACUGCAACUGCUUUUCGAAACCUCAGGUCAUUUAUUGAAGACUCUCAAGCUGGCAUUAAGAUAUCUCCUCAAGAUAACAAUUAUCUUGGGUUGAAUGAUAGGCUAGUGACACUGACUGGUACUCUAGAGGAACAGAUUCGGGCUAUUGAUUUGAUUUUAUCAAAACUGGCAGAGGAUCCUCAUUACACACAGUCCUCUAGUGCUCCUUUUCCGUAUGCUGUUCGUAUUGAUUCUAGAAUACUUCUCCAAACUUCGGUAUUAUGGAAACCUGUCAGUAAGAGAAAAGAAGGGAGGAUGGAGUCAAUUUCAUGAUAUGGUUCAAAAGUUCUAUACUGAUCAAUGAAAGAGAUGGGGGAAUUUUCUACAUGAAAUAUUACAUACCAAGGCUGGAAUAAUCUGAGCUAAAAAAG
Molecule: messenger RNA, 575 nt
Organism: Camellia sinensis
Lineage: Eukaryota; Viridiplantae; Streptophyta; Magnoliopsida; Ericales; Theaceae
Source: RefSeq, a predicted model, not a curated record